This is a messenger RNA of Brassica rapa (field mustard), 1459 nucleotides long. RefSeq names its product putative terpenoid synthase 7. Gene Ontology annotation, molecular function: terpene synthase activity; magnesium ion binding. Gene Ontology annotation, biological process: diterpenoid biosynthetic process. NCBI's taxonomy places the organism in Eukaryota, Viridiplantae, Streptophyta, Magnoliopsida, Brassicales, Brassicaceae. The record is from RefSeq and is a predicted model, not a curated record.
AUCUCAUUUAUUAUUCAAGAUGUUUAGAAAUCUUAAAGGGUAUGUUGAGCUUGUAUGAAGCUGCGCAUUUGAGGACGAGGAAAGAUAAUAUACUGGACGAGGCGUUGAUGUUUACAUCGAGCCAUUUGAAGUCAAUAGCUGCAUGUGGGACGUGUCCGCCUCAUCUGUCAAUGCGUAUACAAAGUGCUCUCAUUCUAUCUCAGCAUUGGAACAUGGAGAUUUUAGUUCCACUGGAAUUUAUCCCAUUCUAUGAACAAGAAAAGGACCAUGAUGAGAUGGUGCUCAAGUUUGCUAAGAUCAGUUUGAAGUUUCUACAGCUCCAAUACCUUCAAGAACUCAAAAUCGUUACAAAAUGGUACAAUGAGCUAGGGCAUGCAUCUAACCUCCCACCGUACUACAGAGACAGAAUUGUCGAAAAUUAUUUCUUUGUGCUAUCGGUGUUUAUUGAGCCACAACUCUCACGUGCCAGGAUGAUGUUGACUCAGUUCUUCACCGCUUUACAGAUUCUAGAUGACACAUUCGACAGAUAUGCAUUCCUUCCUGAGGCUGAAAUCCUCGCCAACAGCUUGAAAAGGUGGGCUCCUGAUCAUGACAUGGAUAAACAACCUGAUUACUUGAAAUUCGUGUUGGACUCUACAUUGAACAUUCUUGAAGAGUUGGAAAGAGAAGUACGUAAGACAGAAGGAAGCUCAUACAGCUUCGAUGCCACUAAAGAUGAGGUCGACAAACUUGUGAAAGCCAACUUUGAUCUCGCAAAAUGGGCACUUGUGGCUCACGUACCUAGCUUUGAGGAGUACAUGGAGGUUGGUGAGGUAGAGUUCACAGCAUAUGCGCUUUUGGCGGGUAUUUUUAUGACUAAGGGAAAGAUAGCUAAGGAAGCUUACGAGUGGCUAAAGGUCAGACCGAAGCUCUUUCAAUGUUUAUCUAUCAAAGGCCGUCUUAGGAAUGAUAUAACCGGUUAUGAGGAUGACAUGAGUAGAGGAAAUGUCACAAAUGCGGUCACCUGUUAUAUGAAGCAAUAUGGAGUUCCCGUAGAGGAAGCUAUUAGGGAGCUUAACAAAAUUGUUGCAGAUGCCGAUAAGACAAUAAAUGAGGAGCUCUUGACGACAGUUGACGUGGAACGUUUUGUUCUUAAGGUAGCCAUUGAUUUUGCACGCAUGAUCACCGUCACCUAUAAUGUAGAUGAAGGGUUUACCCAUCCCGAAGGAAAAAUCAAGGACUAUAUGACUUCUUUGUUCCUCGAUCAGAUCCGUCUUUGAAAUCGUUGACAAGUAUUGUUGCGUCUUUGAUUAACAAGUCUGGCAUUUGUUCUUGUACAACGUCAUGUUCUUGUUUUCUACUGAAUUAAAUAUGAUGUCUUUUAAAUUCGAAACCACACUGUUUAUGUAUGUUGUCAUAAUGUUUGCGAGUCUAUAUAAAUAACUGAAGUAAGUGUUAUGUUGAGUAGCUUUUGGGUCUU